This is a messenger RNA of Hipposideros armiger (great roundleaf bat), 627 nucleotides long. It is a transcript of the gene IFNK, whose product is annotated as interferon kappa. The coding region runs from base 1 to 627 and encodes 208 amino acids. Gene Ontology annotation, biological process: defense response. Gene Ontology annotation, molecular function: cytokine receptor binding. The record is from RefSeq and is a predicted model, not a curated record. NCBI's taxonomy places the organism in Eukaryota, Metazoa, Chordata, Mammalia, Chiroptera, Hipposideridae. The transcript has a single exon. Gene Ontology annotation, cellular component: extracellular region.
AUGAGCGCCAAGACUGACGUGAUUCAGAAGUGUUUGUGGUCUGUGUGCCUUGUGGGCCUGUUCAUCCCUGACACCCUCUCUCUAGACUGUGACUUGCUAGGUAAUCACUUGUAUAGACUCACUUGGCGAAACCUGAGGUUUCUGAACAGUAGGAACAAUUCAUUUCCUGUGGAGUGUCUAAGAGAAAGCAAGGCUUUUGAGUUGCCACAAGAGAUCCUGUCAUACACCCAGCCUCUGAAAAGAGACAUCAAGGAGGCCUUCUAUGAAAUAUCCAAACAGACCUUCAACAUCUUCAGUCAAUAUACCUUCCAAUCCACUUGGGACAAGAAACACCUGAUACAAAUCCAAAUUGGACUUGAUCAGCAAUUGCACUACCUGGAACAAUGCUUGAAAGAAGAGGAUAUGGAAAAUGAAGACGUGACAGAGAUGGCAGAGGAUGAGAGGAAACAUCCAGGAGCUACGGUCCCCCAGAUGACCAAGCUAAAACUAAAGAGAUACUUCCGCAGGAUAGAUAGUUUCCUGAAAGACAAGAAAUUCAGUCACUGUGCCUUGGAGAUCAUCCGGCUGGAACUCAUAAGAUGUUUCUACUACUUUCAGAAAUUCACAGCAUUCCUCAGGAGAAAAUAA